CAACGUCAUCGGCUCAUCGACUGGAAUCAGGACAUUUAGAACUCGUGCUUGGUUCCUCACUGGGGAGAGAUCUCUCUGACUCUUAUGAUCGAAAAAGCUUUAUCGUGUCGUAGCGAUUCAUCUGUCAGUGCGCGUUAUUCAGUCGAGCCAAACUUCUUCUCGGGAUCGAUCGAUGAGACAACAAAUCGGUCAAAAAUUUCAGUGAACCAAAUUGUCAAAAACUUUUCCUUCAUUGUGCAAACAGAGAAAGAGCCAUGGAUCAAUCAUUGACGGAAACGAGUGUGCCCCGUUUGACCCUAGAAAUAGUUCGAGAUAUUAUUGCGAAGGACGAACCCGACGUGGUCAUAGAUAAUAUCGAGGAAGAGCCUGGCAGCGCAAGAGGUGACAAUUAUACCUCAAUGCUCUAUCGUAUUCGUGCAAAGGGUACAAAAUCCUCCGCUUUUGGUCAAAAUCGAGCCUGGGAAUGUGCGAUUAUUUAUAAAGUUUUGCCACUUUCCCAAGAACAUCGCGAUACUUACAAGAGCGAAGUACUAUUUCGUAAUGAAGUGGCUUUUUAUACUCACGUUUGGCCAACGCUCAAUCAACUUCAACGUAAUGUGAAUAAAGUUUUCGCGGGUGUACCCAAAAUUUAUCUCGCUCGAUCCGAUCUUAUUGCGAUGGAGGAUCUCAAAGAAAAAGGCUACGUUAUGGCUGAUCGACAAAAAGGCUUACAAGUGCAUCAUCUCAAACUUGUCCUUGAGGCCCUCGCCGGUUUCCAUGCCCUCAGCUUGACCCUCAGAAAUACGAGGCCGGAUUUAUUCGAUCACUUGUCAAACGAGAAAAACGAGGGAAGCGUGCGAGAGGCAAUGUUUCGUAUUGAGAACGAAGGCUGGUAUCGACAAUACUAUCGCGACGUAGCAAGAAACGCCAUAUCUAUGGUGUCUGAAACAUUGCCCAGUACGUACGAGCACAAACGUGAUGAAAUAAUGAAAAAGUUACGAGAUUUUUUUCACGAGGAUGUAUUCUUUCCUACAAUGUGUGAAUUGGCAUCGACGAGAAGCGAAUUGACGGUGUUCUGUCACGGUGAUUGUUGGACCAAUAAUAUACUAUUUGCCGAAAAAAACGCUUCGAACAUUGAAGCCGUUUGUCUCGUUGACUUUCAACUGUCACGUGUCGGUUCGUUAGCCCUCGACUUGUCGAAUCUCUUGUACUGUUGUACAAGUGGUGCAAUAAGGCAGGCCCACAUGACCGAAUUAUUGGGACACUACCAUGGUCAUCUUAUGGACGCAUUACAAACUCUCACGCCUAAUAAACAGCCUGCGACAGAUUCAGGCCAUAUGUGGCAAUUAUUAAAUGAGGAGAUGAGAAGAUGCGGUCGUUUCGGAGUUGGUUUGGCGAUUGAUACAUUGCCUAUGACGACAUGCGCAAGCAACGAGGCUCCGGAUCUUUACGAGGAUGUUUUGAUGGACGAUCAUGGAGAAAAAGCACGAAACCCACGAGCUCCACCGCCCGGAGGUGCGGCAUGUGCCCGACUAAUGACAGAUCUUGUCCUCGAGUUUAUUCAAAACGGUGCUCUGUAGUUUUGGAACUAUAUUUGCGUCUUUCUCCCUCUGUAUUAUCGCCAAAACGAAAUAUUUGUCACUUAUAUAAAAUAUAUGAGUUUGAAUAACCGAUCA
This is a messenger RNA of Venturia canescens, 1655 nucleotides long. RefSeq lists its product as uncharacterized. Bases 255 to 1559 code for a protein of 434 amino acids. The transcript is spliced from 4 exons. Lineage: Eukaryota; Metazoa; Arthropoda; Insecta; Hymenoptera; Ichneumonidae. The record is from RefSeq and is a predicted model, not a curated record.